AGUAGCUGCAGGGACGAGUCCGCCGCUCUUUUCUUGCUGCAUCCGCGCUAGCGCCCGCAGGUCCGCGCUCCGCCUCGCUGCCUCGCUCUGCGCCCCCGCCGCACUGUUCCUCUUCUUCCUGCUGUGCCCGCGGCGGGUCCGGGGUGCUGAGCCUCCUCGCCGUCCGCUUCCUUCCCUCCUUCCUUCCUUCCUUCCUUCCUUCCUUCCUUCCUUUGCUGCUGCAGCAGCGGCGAUUGCUGCUGCGUCUCCUCCUUCGUGGCUCCCAUGGCGGCGCCGGGCAACAUCGUGUCCGUUAUGGCGAGUAAAACCAAGACCAAGAAGAAGCAUUUCGUGGCCCAGAAAGUCAAGCUCUUCCGGGCCAGCGACCCGCUCCUCAGCGUCCUCAUGUGGGGGGUGAACCACUCGAUCAAUGAACUGAGCCAUGUACAAAUCCCUGUUAUGUUGAUGCCAGAUGACUUUAAAGCAUAUUCAAAGAUAAAAGUGGACAAUCACCUUUUCAACAAAGAAAAUAUGCCAAGCCAUUUCAAAUUCAAGGAAUAUUGUCCAAUGGUUUUUCGUAAUCUUCGAGAGAGGUUUGGAAUCGAUGAUCAAGACUUUCAGAAUUCUUUGACAAGAAGUUGCCCACUUGCUAAUGAUUCUCAAGCUCGGAGCGGUGCCCGAUUUCAUACCUCUUAUGACAAAAGAUAUGUCAUCAAAACUAUAACAAGUGAAGAUGUAGCAGAAAUGCACAACAUACUGAAGAAAUACCACCAGUUUAUAGUGGAAUGUCAUGGCAAUACGUUACUUCCCCAAUUUUUGGGCAUGUACCGGCUUACUGUGGAUGGAGUUGAAGUAUAUAUGAUUGUUACAAGAAAUGUAUUCAGCCAUCGAUUAUCCGUUUAUAGAAAAUACGAUUUAAAGGGCUCUACAGUAGCAAGAGAAGCCAGUGACAAGGAAAAGGCCAAAGAAUUGCCAACGUUCAAAGACAAUGACUUCAUCAAUGAUGGUCAAAAGAUUUACAUUGAUGACACCAACAAAAAGAUGUUCCUCGAAAAACUUAAAAAGGAUGUUGAGUUCCUUGCUCAGUUAAAACUUAUGGACUACAGUUUGCUGGUUGGAAUUCAUGAUGUUGAGAGAGCAGAACAAGAGGAGAUAGAAUGUGAAGAGAAUGAUGACGAUGAAGGGGAAAGCGAUGGGACUCACCCAGUUGGAACACCUCCAGACAGUCCAGGAAAUACGCUGAACAGCUUGCAGCCUUUAGCUCCAGGAGAAUUUGAUCCAACCAUUGAUGUUUAUGGAAUAAAAUGCCAUGAAAAUGCACCAAGGAAGGAAGUGUACUUUAUGGCCAUCAUUGACAUUCUUACUCAUUAUGAUGCAAAAAAGAAAGCUGCCCAUGCUGCAAAGACAGUCAAACAUGGCGCUGGUGCAGAGAUUUCUACAGUUAACCCGGAACAGUAUUCAAAGAGGUUCUUGGACUUUAUUGCCAACAUCUUGACGUAACCUAAUUUUCCAUUGGACAGAUGCAACAUCUGGGAAUAGCAGCAAUGCCUGCAAGCGUGUGAGGGAUAACAGCUUCUUUUCAAAGGAACUCUCAAGUGUUCUCUUGCAGAAGGCAGCCCCCUCGUUUACAUCUGCUGGCAAAGAUGACCGACCGGGGUGAAAUACUCGCUUUAACAGCUGCCUGAUUAUGCCCAGCAUAGUUCUAGCUAUUUCUGAUGCGUGUGUGUGAGUGUGUGCGUGUGCAAAAGAAAUAUAAAUUAACUAAUAACUAAAAUAGGUCAGCUUCUUACUCAGCUUGCAUUGCAACAACACUCCGUGGAUACGAGCUGAGAUGGAACAAUGGGCAAAGGAGGAGAGGGGGAGGGGGGAGGAAGAAAGGAGGGUGUGCAUGUUCUGCUAUACUGGUAUCAAAACUGUAAACUGUGGAUCAGUUUAUACUUUGAAUGGAAAGGUGCAAGACAGUAUUGGUGGUGUUGACAACUAUGACCUUACUGCGAAUGUUACACUUAAGAACCCUGCAUGUUGGCACUCCUUAUGAACAGCUCCAUGUGUUGGAAACUUUCCCAUUGGCAGCAUUUCAAAUUUUUGUUUUACUUUAUUCCAUUGGCCCAUUGCAACAGGAAAUAGCCUUCCAGCAAUUCAGAGGUUUGGCCUUUUUCCCUUUCCUUUCCUUUCCUUUUUUUUUGGGGGGGGGGGCGGUUAAACCAAGAUCUAAUGCCGUAAUCAUGCUGCAUGUCCUUUGCAAGGGUAAACAGAAUAUGAGGAGGGGGGAAGGAAUAUAGGCUGUCUUAGUACAUAAAGCUUUUACUGUAAGUUUGUCGUAUAGGGACUGAAUAUACUGCAAAGGAAAUCAAAUCAUGCUUUUAAGAAAGAAAUGCAUGAUUUGGGGCAAUAAUAGUAUUUUCCACCACAUGAACAAAGGAAUAGGAAAGUCUGUUCACCUGUAACUGAUCAAACAGGAUAUUUAAUUGCUUACAUGUGCUGUUUUUAAUAUUUUAUUAAAAUGUUUCUUUUUUAAGCCCUAAAUUUUACUGUUUACAUUAAUAGGAAAACAGGGAUGCUUUUGAGUUUGUGCGCAGUAUGUGAAUCUGAAGUUUACAUGUAAAGUUAUUUUGCAGUACAGAUGAAGUAAUUUCUUGAAGUGUAAUAUACAGUACUGUACCCAAGCAGAUGUUUCAUUCAAGCCCAGGAGAGAGGAUCUCUUUUUACAUCAAUGGUGACAGAUUGUUCUGAGGUAUUUAGGUGGUUCUUCAUUAUUUUAAUAAUAAUUAGCAUUGUGUUUCUCCAAAUUAUGCUAUUUUACUGAUUGCUUAAUAUUGUGCUGUAACUUGUAACCUGUUUUAAACAAUUUAAAUUAUAAGUUUUGGGGAAGGUUCUAAGGUUCCUAAAGGACAAAAUUAGAUAUGCUUCAAAUUACAUUCACUUCUUCUACACUGUGCUAAAAUUGUGCCUUUUAAACAGUCCCUUGUGGAAACAAGAGAGGCAACUCAGAAAAAAAGAAAUCAUGCUCUCCCACUGCAGCUUAAAAUGGAUUCCAGGAUUGCCAGGUUGCCUUCUCUAAUGAUGUAAAACCAGUGUUGUCAAGAUUGCAGUUGUGUAUAAUGUGUGCAGUUUGGACUAUGGAGAAAUCUGAUAAAAUAGCAGCUGAUCUUCUAUUUUGUGUGGUCAAAGACAAACCAUGUUACUUUCAAAACUUGCAAAGCAAAACAAAACAAAAAACCCCACAUACGCACACAAGAUUUUGUGACCUCCUUAAACAUAUCUGCAUUGAUAUUAUUUUUCCACCAAAGAUAAUGAACUUUAAAAAGUGAUACAGUUGUUAAUGUAAACUACCAUCUCUUUCUUUUGCUUUCUGCCCACAAAAUUUCUCGGAUGCUUAAAGAUACCAUUUCUGUGUGAAAACAAAUGGAUGUUGAGAUUUACAGCAACCCUUCAAGAACAUCCGAUUGUGUUGAUUUUAUCCAGAUCAGGGUUAAUGACGCUGGGACCUUGAAUCCCCUGAUUUUCUUGGAGAACUGUCAUCGCUUCAGCAGAAGGCAUGCUUUGCAUGCAGAAGUUUCUGAGUUCUGCCAUCUCUAGGUAGGGCUAAGAAAGACACCCGUCUGAAAUUCUGGAGAGGCACUGCCAGCCAACGCAAAAAAAGACUGAGCUCGAAGGACUGGAAUAAGACGGCUUCCUUUGUUUUAUUCCCAGUGCUAUGGCUGCUGUCUUUCUUCCCCUUGGCCUGCUUGAGUUUACUUCUCAGCCAGCAGUCCAGCCCAUUAGUGACUGUGUGAGGGAAGAGCUGCAGCCCACAUUAGCUUCCCGCCGUGUUCUGUUUCCUCUUUGAUCUGCUCAUCAUAUCCAUAAUUGGUUAGUUAUUGUGUUACACACUAAUGAUGCUGGUUCCACUCUUUUUUAAUGUUUAUCAGCUGCUGCAAAUCUGGUUGGCAUAUUCAUUUCCUCAAUAAUGUAAGUCUUGUUUAGCAUAUUAAAGUAACUUCACUUUCUGUGGUAGAUUUUCACAGUCCAGUGAGACAUGAUCCUCCAAACUGCAUCCUUCAAUUUUGGAUAUAUUAUAAAAAUGAUUGAGAUAAAAAGAGCAACAAUUGCAAAUCCAAGAUAUUUAACAAUGGACAGCUUGUAUGCAUACCUGUUAACCUUUUUCAGGCCUUACUUUGAACAAAUUUUGGGGGGUACUCUCUUUUUUAAUAUUCAUAUCUUUGAAAAACCCAGACUUCAUAAAUAUACCCCAUAUUUCCAUGGGGGAGUAUUUGCAAGUUGAUAGAGCUCCAUCUAUCCCCCAGCUGCUAAUACCUAGAAAUAAUACUUCACUAAAUUGCCAUCUCUUUCCCUGCCUGAAUUCUAUUGGUACGAUCAAAUGUAUUACAUACACUUAUGUAUUACCCGUAUAUAUAUUUGGAUGCUUAGGUGGAUUGUCACCAGAAAUGCUAUCACUGGUGACUUUUCAGGGUGAAAAACCUUAAGCAAUGUCCACUGUGCCACUCUUCACCUGUUGCAUUAUUCCACACAAUUCCUUUUUUUUUUUUUCUAUAGCCCAGCCCAUCUUCCCUGAAGAUUUGCUUUACAAUUUGUUAGUUCGUAUCUUGUGCCUGUGUGAUGAGGGUACCUCUCUAGGGUCGCAAAGGCCCAAGUACCUCCAGCUUAUCUUGCAUCCCUCUGUGGUAAUACAACCAGCACAGUAUGUUUUACAUGCUAUUCCCUAAGGGGAAGUAGAUAUCACGCAGUUGCGCUUACUUUUCUUUUUAAAACUUCAUGUUCAUAAAAGUGGGUUUUUAAAAACCCUUCUGUCUCUUUCCCUGCAUGCCAAAUGUGUGCAUGUCCUUUUUCCACUUAAUGCCACGUCUCCUGCUUUAUUGUUCUGUCACUUUCUGUGGUAGGCACUGCAGGAUUCAUUCAAGCACCUUUCCCACAAAACACUGCCUUCAUCCUCACUUGCUGGUCCAUAGAGCCAUCUCUUUUCCAGGGAUGAAAAGUCUCAAUUCUCUGUUCUGACCCUUUGAUGCCACUUCAUCUUAUUUCCCUGUUUGUGGGGGUCCAUGGAAGUGCUUGGUUGGCAGGAAAAGAAGAAAAACUUUGGUGAUUUUCUGGUAAGAUUUAUCUAUGUGAUCUUGGAUUCUUGCAAAUGUUAAUGUCCUAUAUGUUUAUAGGGCGUAUAUUCCUGCUUUUUACACCCUUCUCAGCUCUUGUGUGUAUUAGCUCUCACAGUCUGCCUUUAUUUAUCUUUAAUAUUUGUAUACACUGACUUUAAUAUAACUUCCUUAAGAGUAAAAUCACAUGCUUCACUUGUGAGCUCAUUUUACAAUAUGGGCAUUUUAACCCACCUUUCACUCUUGCUCUAAACUCCCUUCUGGACUUUUAACCAAGAACAAUGGAACCAAUUCUGCCAAACUUCAGCUGAUGUCAAUCAGAUAAAAUGUUCACUAUAUGGCAGAAUCCUCCUCUGGACGGAAGAAAGCUUCUUUCCUUAAAAUGUAGUCUUGCAUUACCCAGUUGCCCACUUGCCACUUCCUUGGGCUUCAUCCUCACUCACUGCAUUUCAGGCACUUCUUUCCUCUUUAUAUUUAGCUUUAAUUGGAUUAUUUCUUAGCUGUUUCUUGUAAAUCUUUAUAUAACACAUCAGUAGAGCCAACAGUUACCUUCCUCAGCUGCCCGUCUGGGAGUUCUGUACUGAGCUUUGCAUUAGUCACGGGGUUGAACAGAAAACAAAUUGUGAGGGGGCCUUGAUGGCCUAAAUUGCUAUAAGAAUGAUUUACAUUCCAGUCCUUCUCAGUUGACUCAAUUAUAUUUUACUGCAUUUUCAUCAAGCUCUGGUCAUACUGUUCCGCAGCCCCUUAAGACUGUGGAUCGUAAUGGCUAUGGAACCAUUGUGUUAUGCCCAGUGUCAGGAAUAACUCCUAUAUCACUUGCCUGGUGAAAAGCUUUUCUGCAUCAGUCAGUCCCCUGGCCUUCCAGAAUGGAGGGGAGAUAUAGUGGAAUCAUUGCUUGUAAGUUCAAGUUGUAUCAUUCCUGCUUGGAUGGCUUCAAACAAGGAUCAGCCUGGACUUUUUUUGUUGUUGUUGCAUUGCUUUUUCAUAAAAAUUUCCUAAGAUGGUGAACAACAACAACAGUUUUUAAAAAUCCAGUCAUUAUGAUAAUAGCACAAUAAAAUGUGGACAAGGCAGGUACAAACUAAGGAAAUGGCAGCCCAUCAAACAUAUAAAUUAAAGUUAAAAUACGGUGCAGUGGAGCAAAACAAAUCAGCUCAAUAGAUCCAGUACCCAUUUGCAUUAGAAGCUACUCAGAAUGACUUUUCCUGGAUUCCUGCCAACCACAUAACAGAUGUUAGUAAGAUAGAGAAAAUCCUCUCCAAAGUUUUUAAGGUUCGUCUUUCGGAGAACCAAGUCUCCAGCAGUUUAGGACCUUUUUAUUGGUUAUAACCAGCACAUGAGUUGUAUGAACAGUCAGUGUUGCUGACUUAACAUAGGAGGCGCAUGCUCCCAAUAUGUGGACCCAUUCUACAGCUUGGCUGCAGCACUCUGGACCAGCUAGAUUUUCUGAACAGAUGUCAAAGGACAACUUCAAUAGAGUAUGAUGCAGUAAUCCAAACAAAAAGUAAAUAAGUCAUGUGCAAAGGCCAGAACUGACACCACUAGCAAUAGGAAUAGUUGGUCCACCAGCUUCAGUGGAGAAAAGCGCUCAUGGCUACUGCUGAAACCCAAGCAUCAAGGUCUCAAUUUGGGAGUAAAUGAACUGAGGAUGGAUGGAUGGACGGACAGAUACUGAUAUAUGGAAGUGGGCUAUUGGCUUUCUGGAUUACUUCUGCUAAGUGCCUCUUCUUGAUCAUUUUUUUUAGUUGCAUCUAUAGAUCUUGUCAAGCUCCACUUGCUUAAAUUCAUCUGUGUCGUAACUAAAGAUCCCAUUCAUUUACUAUGAACUUGGCUAUAAUUCCCAGUAUUUCCUUCCUUUCCAAGAACACCUCAGAAGAUUCUUUCAGUCCUAUAUAGAAUAUGUUUUGAUAUUGUGUGGGCAAAUAGUCUCUAGAAUUCUGUCUUCUAGUGCAGCGGACCAGCUCCCAUGAUCAAAUAAGCCACUAGCUGCAUGCACAUAGUUCAGCCUAUCAUUGCCUAUUUAAGGGUUGGAUUGUGGUGUGUAUGUGUUGGCCAAGCUGCAGCUGUAGCUUACCAUGUUGUCUGAACUUGGGCAGUGGGAUUUGUGCAAAGGUUUGACAAGCCUUGCAUAACCCAUGUCCUGCUCUAGAGUUAUGUGGGGGAGGUUAGCUCCCUACCAUCUGGGUUUAGAUAACACAAUAAGCUCUAGCUGUGGCUUAAAUAUGCGAAAAUUGGAUGGCUCAGUGUGGUAAGAUGUGGUGGGCUCUCGUGAUUCUCCAGACUGAAGUAGUGUAUCCUGCCCCAUAUUUGCCACUCAGAUUAAUGCCCAGUCCUUGGGGCUGAUGUUAGCAGUGAUCACAGCCUUAUCACCCAGCUAGUUGCUAUGCUACUUGCUGAGACUUCCACCACUUGUACAGUAGUUACAGAAUUAUUUGAAGGGCCCAUUAAGUUUGUUGCCACCUCCAUCCCAUAGGAUUUCAACGAGUACAUUUCUUUUUCUGCUGUAGCCUCUUGUACAUACUCCUUCUCUACCUCACACCCACCCGAUUUGCAUUUCAACAGUACUUGUACGAAUUGGAUGGUUUCUUGACUUUUUUUAUGAUUCUCUGCCUUUUUCUUCUCUAUGUUCUAUAGCUACACUUAGAGCUGCCCAUGUGUUCAUUUCUUUUGCAUCUGACUCCUCUUUCUUCCAACUUGGUUCUUUUCUUCCACUGAGCAGAUUCAGUGAAUGCCAGCCCUAAAAUACUAUUACCAUAUGCAUCUUGUGAGCUACAUUUUUAUAACAGAGAGUUCUUCUUCAUGGUCUCUGUGCAUCACAUUCGCCGGCUUGUGCACCUGCACAAUGUCUGGACCUCGUCUUGCAGGACCAGGACUGCAUUCCCCGCCCAGACUUCAAGCCCCUUGCCACAGCAGAGCUCCCUGCCUGUCUUUGAAGAUGCCGUUCCUCAGAGCCAGAAUUUCGGCCCACUGCUCUGUGUGCUCUCCACACUUCAAGUGGACACCUUUACCUGACCUCCUUCAGGGAUAAGGCAGUCUUCCACCCUUCAGGGCCAAGAUCACCUCAUCCUUUCCCCUUAAGCAGGACUUCCUUUCCCCUACCUUCUUUGCCAACCCUUCCACCUCUGUAGAGACAACCCUCCCUCUAAUCAACUUUCAAGAGGGCCCCUGCCUUCUUCAAGUCAAAAACCAAGAAGCUCUAGCCACUCUCCCUGGCUCUUUAUGUGCUAUGACAGCCAGAAAAAAGGGGACACCUCAUCACCCAGAAUAUCCAAGAGGGUGGAUCUCCAACAGCAUCAGGCUUGCAUACAAGAUUGUGGGCCUCCACCUAGUAUCACACCCACGGUCCCCCUGCAGGAUGUCUCCACACCAUCGGUGUCCACAAGACACUGCUGGCUUGAUGUCCAUGUAGGGAAAGACUGUGCCUUCGGCAGAGCAGUACUCUACUCUGUUCUCAAGGGAUGACAGCCUCCCUCCAUCCUACGCGGGGCAAGCUUGCUAGUCACCCAUGUGUGUGAUGCACAGAGACCUCAAAGAAUGACAGGCAUUCCUCAAGUGGUCAUCUGUGCAUUCACACAACUUGCCCUCCGGCCCCACUGACUGUCAUGCACCCAACUUCGGUCUCCAUAGGAACUGAGGGAGUGGGCAGCGACCCCUCCCCUUCUGGGAACCGGAAGGGGAGUGGCUCCCACCCAGUCCAGCAUACUCAGCUAUUGACAUUUUUCCCAGUGUAGGCAUUGCGCAGGCACGCGAACCUGUAUGUGUGAAUGCACAGAUGACCAUUUGAAGAACAACGGUUACAGGUAAGCAACACCUAUCCAUGCUUUUAUUCUCCUUUUUUCUGAACAGUGAUUUUCCUGCCAUUCUCUUAGGUUGCUGGCAUUCCUUAGUUACCACAUCAGCCUGCUCCUUGGCUACUUGCCAAAUCAUUUAGGUUGCUCGACCCUAGAUCCUGUUUGCUGCCUUCUCUCUCUCAAAGGCUUUCUCGCCCACAAAUGCUAGCAUUUUCUCUAAAUCAUUGUUUUAAAAAGUCUUUGCCAUCCAUUCGCCACUGUUGCCAUCAGUUUAGCUUCUACCUUUUGCCUAGAAAAAAUGCCUGUUCCAAAGUUAGGCUGCAAUCCUUAGUUGUCUAGUUAGGCUAUCAUUGUUCCCAAUGUGGAGCCAAUUCCCUUUCUUGGAGUUCUUGGACUCCGCAUUAAGACUCUGCUUGAACCAAAGGUUUUCUGCCUCCAUGCGCUACCAAACUGUUAAGAUCUUGAUUUUAUGGGCUGUUCGGAAGUAGGCUGUAGGAAAAGAUUAAGAGGCACAUUAAAGCUGCACACAAACAAACCUAUUUAUUCUAAGUUUGGAGAACUUGCAACUGUCUGUGACACAUCAGUUACAUUGACUUUAUUUUUCAUGGCUUCAUCUGUGCUUUUUUUUUCCUCGCAAAUACUACAGUUGUAGACAUGCAGUUAUAUUGCUUCACAUGCUUCUGUAUCUGCAAAUGCUUGUACAAUAGUUACUUUCACAAAGACUAGUAGCAUCAGCUUUUAUAGUCCCAUUAAUACAGACUAGCUUUUGCUAUGAUGUCCCCAGACCUACUCUGACUAUUUUACUAAUCUAAACACAGGCAGACUUGAAAAGCAUAUAGCAGGUCUCAUCGGUCGAUGUUCAAAUUCAUGCUUCAAAUCUGUCAGACUUUGAGGUUCAACUGGGAAAUUAUGCUGGUUUGGCAGGAACUCUCCAGAUGUUUCCUUUAUACAGUCUACUUUAUACCCAGGGUAAAAAUCCACAUAUGGGUUUAUGUUCCAUGUAUUCUUGGUUGCUAGAAUUUAAUAUUUGGUCAAAAGUCCAUAUAUGAUGAAAGGUCAUAUUAUCUAGUAUGUUUAUUUUCCAGUAAGCUGACCACAAGAGGAAGGUUCAUGGGUUUUAUGGAAAACCCUGAUAAGGGGGUUGAUGAGCCCAGAUAAAGCUGAGACGAUCUACUUUGGCAUUUCAGGUAUUCUCUCUGUGGCUCAGACUGGAUGGUGGGAUUUGGCUACCUUCCUUUCACCAACAGUAAGAAUGAGUGAGUCCAGAUUUCUACCAAUUUAGCUGUUGCAUUGACUAAUAGAAUUAUUUGAGGUUAGGUGUGGGACUUGAGUCUGCCCUGUUGGAAAUAAAUAUACUAGAUCCAUUGUUCUAAUAGGUCAGAUGUGAACCGAGGCUUUUUCCACAAUUGCGGAAUAUGCCCUGAUCUGGGUGCCUAGUCUUUUUCCAGGAUCCAUUGCAAUUUCGGAUCCUUUCACCAUGUGACCCUUCUAGUGAUGUUAACAGUACUGUCCUAUAUGUGUCCAAUUCUAUAUUUUUAUGUAUUUAAGUUGGUCACUGUGGCUUGAGUAUCAUUGUUUUUAUUUUUCCCCUCAUACAUGCAUACCUGUUAUCUCUGACAUCACAUGAAUGUUUUCUUUCUCACUGUAAGAAGGCUUACAGUGGCUUCUAAAGUAUCGUGAGACUGCAAAGAUGCUACUGGGAAACUGAGGUACAUGUUACAUUAAACGAGUAAAUAUUCCAUUGUGGCCAAUUAGCGUAUGCUUUUUAAUGAACUAACGACAGAGCCUUUUUUGUCUGUAACAGUCUUGUCAUUCAUUACUGUUAAACUGUUGGAGGGGGUGAGGAAGUCUCACAAUGUAUUGCAUAGUUCUAAAAACACACUUCAGACAUGAAUAAGGCUUUAUAAAAUAAAAGCACUUUGACUUGCUAGGAAAA
Messenger RNA from Varanus komodoensis (Komodo dragon), 10796 nucleotides. RefSeq names its product phosphatidylinositol-5-phosphate 4-kinase type 2 alpha (gene PIP4K2A). The transcript is spliced from 10 exons. Bases 265 to 1479 code for a protein of 404 amino acids. NCBI's taxonomy places the organism in Eukaryota, Metazoa, Chordata, Lepidosauria, Squamata, Varanidae. Gene Ontology annotation, biological process: phosphatidylinositol metabolic process. The record is from RefSeq and is a predicted model, not a curated record. Gene Ontology annotation, molecular function: phosphatidylinositol kinase activity.